AAGUCACUGAGAAACAACCAUUCACACAGGCUUGAAAGUUUACCACGGAUGUAGUGAGCAGUUCUGUAUUUCAAAAUGCAGACAAACUUACUUUCCCAGCAAUUUAAUGCUGGUUUUUUGGCAGAAAACUCCACGGCUUGUCCAGCAAAUGCUACUAUUUGUGAUGGCACAUCUUGCGUAUUACCAGAAGAUAAUUUUAAUCAAACUUUGAGCGUAAUUUUAAGUACUGUUCUAACAAUCAUGCUGGCUAUGGUGAUGUUCUCCAUGGGCUGCAACGUGGAAAUUAAGAAUUUCUUGGGUCACAUAAGAAGACCCUGGGGUAUAUUUGUGGGUUUCCUUUGCCAGUUUGGAAUUAUGCCUCUCACAGCCUUCUUGCUCUCUUUGGCCUUUAACAUCCUUCCUAUUCAAGCUGUCGUGGUGCUGAUCAUGGGAUGCUGUCCAGGGGGCACAGCCUCAAAUGUCAUUGCCUACUGGGUGGAUGGAGACAUGGACCUAAGCAUCAGCAUGACAACUUGCUCCACGCUGCUUGCAAUGGGAAUGAUGCCACUUUGUCUCCUUAUUUACACCAAGAUGUGGACUGAUUCAAAUGCAAUUGUUCUCCCCUAUGACAGCAUUGGAAUUUCUCUGGUAGCUCUUGUAGUUCCCAUUUCGUUUGGGAUAUUUGUCAACCACAAAUGGCCUAGUAAAGCAAAAAUCAUACUUAAGGUUGGUUCCAUUGUGGGAGCAGUGCUCAUCGUGGUUAUUGCUGUGGUUGGGGGAAUACUCUACAAAGGCUCUUGGGUUAUCACACCAAAAUUAUGGAUCAUUGGCACCAUAUUUCCAGCAGCUGGCUAUACUUUAGGAUUCUUUCUGGCUCGUGUAGCUGGUCUGUCUUGGCACAGAUGUCGUACAGUGUCUCUGGAAACAGGCAUGCAAAACACUCAGCUAUGCUCAACUAUAGUACAGCUCUCAUUCAGUCCUGAAGAACUGGAACUGAUGUUUACUUUCCCACUCAUCUACAGCAUUUUCCAGCUGACGUUUGCGCUACUAAUUUUAGGAGGCUACCGUCUAUACAGAAGACGCCAUGUGAAAACAACGACAGAUGUUGAGAAAACACCACAAAAAGAGAAUUCAAAAUCAAUUGCUAUAAAUAAUGCAGGAUUUGUAUCAGAUGAGAUGAAAUAGACAACUACAUUACAUCGGCUCCCACCAGCUGUGAGGAUAAAGAAUAUAUGGUUUAUUUAAAACCGGUGUUUUUUUAAUGUGCUGCUUUUCCAUAGUAAUAUUUAACAAAAGAAGUUCUGCUGAUAUUGCACUGUGAGACUUUAAAAUGAUUAACUUAAGAAGGAUCUACUUUGAUUUCUAACAUGGUUUUUGCCACAAUUGUAGAAUCUGGUUUUGAGGCUAAUUCCCAAAAAAUAUGUAAUAUUUUAUUAUGGAUUAUUUAACAAAAAGCAGAAUAAAGGUGGCCUAUUGCUAAGAAGAAGCAGAUUUCUUCAAUGCCAACUCCAGCCCAUGGUCCUGCAAAUCCAUCUGCUAGUCUCAGCCCCACACAAAACAAAGAGAAAUCUUCUUAAAGUGUCUGAGCCAGAACAGGAGUUGAUAUGGAAUAUCUGGUAAGGCUGAAUAUGAAUCAAGCAUGAAACUGGACCAAGCCAAUAAUGAAAUAAAAGUUUCAUUUAGGUCAGUCUAGACAGACUAAAGCACUAUAUUAAUUGCUUGAAGCAUUAAUUUAUUCUAAUGCUAUAAUUUUAGCAAGUUCACGGCACCUUAUGACUCCAUUUUUUUUCCUCAAAGUAAUAGAAUGUAAUAGUCUUACAUCUUUGGCUUGUGUAUUUUAGGUGUUGGAAACAGGAACAGAGACACAAAGGUGAGGGCUUAAGCCUUGAGCAAUUAAAGUGACAGCAGUGAGAGCUGCAUACACAGGAGCAAGCAGAGGUUCUGGAAGGGUAAGAAAUUAUCAGCUUCUGCACUGAAAGAAAGGCAUUUCAAAAUGGAACAAAAAACGUCCCUGAUUCAUCCAGGACUGCUUCCACCAAUCUUAACAUGAGACAGCAGUGCUUGGAGAGAGUUAAAUAUUUUUUGCUAUUUUAUGAGGUAAAUAAAUUUGAACC
Molecule: messenger RNA, 2093 nt
Organism: Ficedula albicollis (Collared flycatcher)
Lineage: Eukaryota; Metazoa; Chordata; Aves; Passeriformes; Muscicapidae
Gene: SLC10A2
Product: solute carrier family 10 member 2
Exons: 6
Coding region: 76-1164 (362 amino acids)
Biological process (GO): bile acid and bile salt transport
Cellular component (GO): apical plasma membrane
Molecular function (GO): bile acid:sodium symporter activity
Source: RefSeq, a predicted model, not a curated record